Molecule: messenger RNA, 4614 nt
Organism: Varroa destructor (honeybee mite)
Lineage: Eukaryota; Metazoa; Arthropoda; Arachnida; Mesostigmata; Varroidae
Cellular component (GO): extracellular region
Molecular function (GO): hormone activity
Source: RefSeq, a predicted model, not a curated record
CUCAAGUUUGAGUGCAACAAGUGACAGUAUUGGAAUUAAUAAGAUCUCAUGGUUAUCUCUGUGAAUAACCAGUCUAGAUAAACAUUUAAUUGUAUCAAUUAAAUAUCCGCAAGCUAGCAAACUAAAGAUGUGAUUUGGAUUGCUGGGCGUUGAAUUUUCUCCGUAUCAAUCAGCAGUCUACUCAGAGCAAAUUUAUAUUUAGAGGCGCCAAGAAGGUUCAACACCUUUGGCAUUUGCGUUCCGUGCGCUGUUUAAAAACGUUUGACUAAAACAUUUAAUUCGAAAAAUACGUUGCAUACGUUCAUUUGUAUUUAUUGUUUCUCCAUAUACUAUAUAAACUUUAACACUUACUAACUAAUAGAAAGACAUCAAAAUUAGGCUUGGUUGCUGCCCUUUUUUUAUGUAAAAAAGCCAACACUUUUACAAAGCAAGAAACAUAACAAUACUUCGUAUUUUUUAAAAUGAAUAUAGAGUUUUUUCAACGUAUACGUCUGAUGGAUUCGCACAUAGAUAUUUGAUAGGUGACUAUUUGAGUCAGCCAGUGACUAUAUUAUCUUCCCUUGUCAAAUUCGUGGGAAGCUCACUAGUUCUAGCCUUCUUUGAUCAUGGUUGAACAGAAAAAACGGAACAUUGACCUGAAGUGCCUAGUGAAUAUUUCUUUAGACGCAUUGCGGCGUUUGAAGAGAUGGUUUAAAUGGUUUUAAGUGGUGUUUUUCACAUUAGUGCUCCUUAGGUUUAUCCUGUGAAGUUCGGCGUGUAUUACUUUUGCAUUAAUCGUUUUUAUAAUUUAUGGCGAGGUUGGUAUUUGAACACAAGAAUAACACGCUCAUAUUUGUUUAUUUUAGGCUAUUCAUUAACAUAAACAGCUUGUUAUGGUUUAUUCAAAGCUUAACAAAAAUAUUAUUUUAUUAAGUCGCGAUUUUUGUCAAGACUAUUACAAUAUCAAUAUAUCUAUUCAGAAAAUGGAGUAGGCAGAGCAAGCUCCUUAGUGCAGGUUUUUUAGGUUUCAAUAUUAAUUCAAUCUUAUUAUCGUAGUGUAGGUUGAAAUAUUUACAUUUUGAAGCCACUUUAGCACUUAAGAAAACAUGAUAUAGGGGAAAACAUUUUUUCAGGAGUUUUUUAGCUUUAAAAAUAGGCAUUAUAGCAGUUCCUCAUUACGAACGGAGUUAAAUUUGCGUUGCUUGACAGGUGCUUAUCUAGGCGAAUAUCCGGAAAUUUGGCUAUGGAAAUUAUGAUAACUUGCGAGCCAGAAAUAGUUAAAGGGAUAUUCUUAACAGACUCAAUUCUUAUGAGGCAAAAGUGAAUGAAAGCCGAUUUAUUUAGACGGUAGUGGGCAUCUGGAAAGCACAACAGUUGAUAAGCUUAGGCAAACCUUAUAACAAAUGAAAGCAAGAGGGAUAGAAUUCAUAUUUUUCAAUAAAUGUCGGAAGGAAACACUUUACUGUACAAUGACUGAUCCAGAUAAACAACGGUUCUACAGUAUUCUGACCAACAUACUGUUAAGUCUCGAAUUUAUAGCAAUUAGAUGAGAUAUGUCUGGGUAUGAAGCUGCCUUUGAUGUGAGGGUCUCUACAGAAACCAACAACUCGCUCGACAGCUUCAUUUCUUCACCUCCAAAAAAGGGCAGGCGGUAUGCCAAAUCUGUCGGUAGUGGGCCCGCUAGACGUCCUUCGACAGAAAAUGAUUCUAGAUAUGAUGGAGCAGAGGAUGAAAAAUAAAAUCAACGCCAAUAACGAGUUUCUGUCUAGACUCGGAAAACGUGGAGGACCAGUGACAGCAUCAACACCUACGAUACUUGACCUUAGCAAUACAGCCGCUAUCGAUACCUUCCAACAGCUUGCUUUCCUGACGAGCUUGGUGAAGAAACGAAGACGGAGAUCGUUAGCUGACAGCACACUCUUCUCAGCACCCAGCAUUCAAGUGUGGUUGAAUGAUCAGCGUCGUUUGGCUGGACGUUAUACAAAAUCAAACGGAAAUCGUCAAUCCAGCAGAGUAUUUCGACUGGAUCUACGUACUUACGGUACGGUGCCUAAAUCACCUACUCUAAAGACAGAACCCUAUGUUCUGUCUGAUGACGCCACUACGAAGGCACCUUACACAUCCAACUUCGUGUCAACCAAAUUGGCUGAUUCCGAGCCAACCACAGGCAGUUUAACAGAGCCAGGGCCAACUACAUGGUCACCAUCACUUCAAGGCUAUGUCGAUGAUUGCAGUUCUCCGGUUAAUGCAUUACGCAGAGAUCAUCCUAACCACUUUGCAAAAAAUACGACUAUUUUUUUCAGCAUGAGAUCUGAGGCUGAAGAGAGGUUUCUUAGAGAGAUUAUUAGCGGUCGGAACCACGUUAGUAGUAGCAAAACAAACAUUACAACAGCUACUUCGAUAACAGAUGAAUCAGGUGACGAUUGGUCAGAUAACACGUCGGCUACAAGGGAGAUCAGUCAGCAAAUAGAUGAAACAACUACAGACCAUACUGAAUUUAGAUUCACACUACCAGAAUCCACCUCUAAUGCCAAAACAAGCGCAAAGCAUGGUCAGUUGGUCGACGGCAUUUCGCAACAAGAGCACCAACGGCAGUUCACAACAGAAACAGCCUUUAUGUUUCAUGAAACAAGUGAAAGUGACUUUGUAGAAUCAUUCGAAGAGCAAAAAACGACCUUUAAUGAGAGAGGCGUGUCCGAGAAGGUCAAAAUAUUACCAGCUUCUGAUAAUUUCGAAUUGUCCAGCCAUUCAACUACAGAAAUAAACGAAUCUUCCUUUGACUAUUCUGUUUCAACCUUACUUAGCGAAAUUCCAACGAAGACAAUACACAGACCUGUGGAAAACAUGACUGAUUGGCCGGUCGUGUCGAUUGUCACAUCUGUCUCAGAGCUCAUUACAACAAAAAAAGAAGAAAAACUGCCUAUAGCUUUCGUCGAUCACAACGAUAUUACAACAACGGAAAGUGCUGCUACCAAACAGACAGUUAUUAAUCCAAGUCCAGUAAUCAGUGUGAAGACAGUUCUGCGGAAUAUUGCCAAGUUGCCCCCUGAACAUGCGCAUGCGAUUCAAUUUGACUCGAGUUCGAGCAUGGUGUCCCCUGGGUAUGUCGCGAAAAAUCAAAAUAGCUCUGCUGGACAUCCCAUUCGACCGAUAAUCAUAGGCAGCUUUGAAUUCUCUUUUGAUUCUAACAACGAUGCAAAGCAAAGAUCUAAUCGACCUAAAGCGUUUACAAAAAAUGAUGCAGUCGCAGUCAAAAGGCAGUAUGCUUCACAGUCGCAGGUAUUUUAUGAAAAAGAAGGAAGCCUGGAGCGGAUUACAGACACACGUGACAUUGGUCAGAACCAUACAAGCAAAACCAUAAGCUUUUUGACUACAGAACAUGUUUUACAAGCUACAACGUCGGCAUCAAAUCUUCAUGCAUUAUCGACAACGCUUCCCUCAAUCACCACGCCCAUGCCCGGUCUAAAACCUGCCAUUCUUAAAGCCGAUGUUACAAAAGCUUUACAUGAAGUGCGCGCCUUCGAUGAUAGUGAUGAAUCUAAUAAAUCUAUAGAGCGUCUAACAGUUAAGCACAAUAAAAAACCGCUGUCUGAUUCACCGACGCAAAUAAGGACACAAACAAGCAUCUCACUAAACGAGCUGGGCGAGCCUUUCAAUCCAGAGACGAGGGUAGUCUACGACAGCAAAAUGACUCCAACAGUCGAAGAAGUGAAGACCGUUAAAAAAAAACAAACGUUUCUCAUAGGACACACAUGGACAGGCAACAAAAAUACAUCUAAAAAAAACAAAGAAACAAUAUCAAAUUCACCUACUCAAAGGCCAAUGGAAGAAGCAUUUACAAAAGUAAAUAAAGUGUCUUCAAAGCCCACGUCUAAUCUUGCGUCACAUGAGAAUCACAAUGAUGAUGUUAACGAAAUUUUUAAAUCACUUCGAGAAAACGAUCAAGACGGCUGUAUACAACGUGCUAUUUGCGAAUACGAAGCUAUGAAAAGAACGAAGACGCUUAACAUCAUGGAAGAAAGUUUCGUGGACCUGUUCGGGUAAGGGCUCAAACAAACUACGUUUCAAUUUUAUAAAUAUCAUGAUGCAAUAAAGGAAACAAAAAAGAAGAAAAAGAGAAAUAGUUUUCGUAUAAAUUGAUAAAACUAUCCAUGGAAGUCUUUUAAUGCAUUUAAUAAAUUAUUGACGCUUUAUAGAUAGUAACGUAAUCAAUGUAUUUUGCAUGGCACAGGAGCACUAUAAUCUAAAACAAUUAGUUUAUUUUUAGAAAAGUCACAAAAAACAACAACUGUUAAGAAUACAGGCAUGUAACUUGUAGAAUACAAAUGCUUUUCUAAAAGAGGUUUUUUUUUCUUGUAACAUUUAAAAUUUUAAAGUUAACUUUAAAAAUAGCCUUUUACCUAUUCUCUGAAAACUAAACUCAGCUCUAGGACAGUUUGUAUAACGCGAGUAACCUAAUAGGCUUAGAAUACAAAUUUCGGCAUAGGCACAGAAGAGUGAUUGCGUUAAUGUAUUUUUAGAACACAAAGUCAGUGUAACUCUGACGCCUUCCUGAGAUGAUUAAAAAAAGCGCUGGCUAAAUUACGAGGUCGCUUAAUGAAACAGGCAAAUAGACAAGUGCAUUUUAGGAUCGGA